AUGGACUGGAGGGACUGGAAGGCACUGGAGGGCACUGGGAGGGACUGGGAGGCCCUGGGCUGUACUGGGAGGGCCUGUGCUGUCCUGGCCCCCCCUGACCGUGUGUCCCCCCCCCAGCGCCGGGGGAAGCCGGUGGGGAACCCGUGUCCCAUCUGCCGGGACCGGAACCUGCUCGUGGAUUUCCGGAACGUGAAGCUCCUGGAUCAGUUUAUUUGCCCCCACUCGGGGGUUGUUUUCCACCCCACACACACCGGGGUCUGCAUGAGGCAGCACAAGCUCCUGUCCAAGGCCAUCGCCCAGGCCCAGGAUCACGGGCUGCUGUGGCUGCAGGUCCCCUACGUCCCCGUGCCCCGAGAGGACUUUAACAACCGGCACCCUGCGGUGGGAAAGACGCCCCCGGCGCCGGCGCUGAGGGAAGCGGGCGGGUUCUGGUACAGCUGGUACGAGCGGCGCCCGCCGCCCCCCGCCGAGAUCGCGCGGAUGCGCCGCCUCUACCGCGGCUUCCUCAAGGGGGAGGAGGCCCCGCCGGCCGCCCCGGGGGCACCCCCGGAGGCCCCUCAGAGCCCCGCCGGGGAGAAACGGGCGGAAUAAAGCGGUUAAAAACCCCUCAAA
This is a messenger RNA of Neopelma chrysocephalum (saffron-crested tyrant-manakin), 612 nucleotides long. Its product is annotated as 28S ribosomal protein S18b, mitochondrial-like. The record is from RefSeq and is a predicted model, not a curated record. Gene Ontology annotation, molecular function: structural constituent of ribosome. Bases 1 to 591 code for a protein of 196 amino acids. Lineage: Eukaryota; Metazoa; Chordata; Aves; Passeriformes; Pipridae. Gene Ontology annotation, biological process: mitochondrial translation. The transcript is spliced from 4 exons. Gene Ontology annotation, cellular component: mitochondrion; ribosome.